AUGGUAGCCUCCUAUCCAGCCACGCCAGAGCGUAGCGCCAGGGCUCUGCAUGCAGGAAGUGACCAGCAUUUCCCCGAUGACUUCAAUUUUGGAGCUCGCGAGCAGCUCCUGAAGACAGGUCCUCCGGUAACUCUGCAACCAUUUCUACCUAGCAGUAGCCCAACUCGCAAUCCCACGGCAUAUCACAGGAGCAGAGGAUACCGUCGCAAUAGAAAUCCGGAUACAGCCAAAGACAGCACAACCAACAGAUUCUCAGCCCUUGCAGAAGAACAUAACGCCACCGAAACACCCGCCCUAGCUUUCGAUCUAGAAGCGGAGACUGAAGAUAUUAUCAGAAAGGAAAAAGAGAGACUAGAUGUGCGCGCAGAGGUCCUUAGAACUUACGCAGAGGCGAUUACAGCGUGCACCCGAAAAUUCACCACAGGAUACGGACUAUAUAUCGCCAAUGGGUUCCAGAACACCCUCCUCCAACACUGGAACCGCUUUGCCCACGCAGAGAAACCCUUAAUACCAGCAAACCGGCUUACUGCAGCUCUAAUUGCACCCACGGAGAAGAACAAACCUAUGCCAACGGGGAUAACAGGCAUAGCCGCCAAAGAAAACACCAGAACCGACAAGUCGGUGAGCUUCGCCAACAUCGCGGAAUAUGCCUCACGCCAGGCACCAGGGGAUGUGCACGUGCAACCCCACCGCCGCCAAAACACAACUAUUGCGGAUCGCACCGAUCGCAGGGUCCUACUCCGCUUGAAGAAUGGCUCCUCCUUCUUCGAGAAGGGCCUACAGAUCCGCCUUGCACUAAAAGACAAGCUUGCUAUUGCAUCCCAUGACAUCCAAGACAUCAAACCAACAAAUACAGGAUGGGCAAUUGUGGCCCGGAACGAGAAAAUCCAGCAGCUCAUUCUAGAGAAGCAGAACGAAUGGGGCCCAUGUAUAGACCUAGAUAUUGCAGAGAAACAAAUCCCAUGGCACACCUACCUGAUCAAGAACUUCCCUAAGACUAUCCACUCUUGGGACGGCACCCUUCUGGACUUCGAGACAACAAUUGGAGAAGAGAUUAAAGCCCAAACAGGGCAAAAGCCAGAACGAUGGCAUGUCUCACAAAAGCCCAAUAAUGAGGAUCCAACCAAAGCAACACUAGUUAUCUCAUUCCUUAAGCCGCUGAAAAGCAACUUCCGGUUACUCGGACAGGGAGGCUACUCGUUUAAACUUACUAAACCAAAGAAACUGUCUCAGUGCACCCACUGUUGGAACUUUCACCCGCCAACUCGCUGUAUCGCUGCAAAAGUCUGUGUUCGCUGUGGUAUCAAGGAUAAUGCGCAUAGCGCUGACAGGUGCGAUAAUACGACAAAAUGCGCGAACUGCUAUGGCGCACAUAAAGCCAACUACGAGAACUGCUACGCCCGCCCACAGAAACUUCGCGACAAUUUCCAGAAACUCUCAAAGACUCAGCUUAUUUACGCCAGGCAACUAGGACAAGAAGACUUUAAACGAAAGAACAAUACACAGCAAACUGACAGUGACCAAACCGCCCUUGCUGAGGAGGGUGAUGAAGACGCCCGCCCGCUACAGGAUGCCGAGAUGAGCGGCAUAGAGCCAAUUCAGACAACCCAGGUCCCAGAAACAAACUCAGAAUAUAACACAGAAAGCAAAGAGAGAGGAGGAGAGAUACUAGAAGAGAGAGAGGAAGAAGAGGAUAUAGAUGAAGAUGAAACAGAAGAAGCAGAAGAAGUCGAGGACACAGAGGAAGCAGAGGAGGAAGGUAUAGAAGAAGUCCUACCUAAACCCGUACAGCCUCGCCUACCAAACACCAACAAUACACCAAGCUUGCAGGCUACUCCCAAACACUAUUCCUAUAUCACCGGGAAGGGUGCAUUGCACGCAGUCACCAAGCAAAAUUCUAUAACCAGUACCAGCACGACUAGAGACCGGUACUUCACCAUUAAAAAGCAGUUCCGACCCCAACCCCAAACUGACGACAUAGAGCCACCAAGCGAAGCCACCGCCCUGGAACCACCUAGUGAAACCACCUCCCGAGAAAUCAUUGGAGUACGUACACCUAGACGAACUUCAGCCACUCACUCGCCGCCUAGCAGCCCUCCACUAGCUGCCAGAAGGCGAGACCAGUCACCAAGCAAAAUACGACGCAUCACCACACCAAACGUAGACAAAGGCGAGGGAGCCCACUGCGCGGCCCUCCAACUUGCUUUUCAGGAGGGCUACAAUAUAGUACUCAUACAGGAACCAAACACAUCUUACAACGCACAGAAAAGGGUCUGCAGAACACAGCGCCAUCUUGGCUUCCUCUGUUUUAGCCCCGUUGACAGUUGGACUAAUAAUAUAACACGGCCACGAGUACUAACCUACCUGCGGAAAGAUAAGAAUAUCCAAGCUGAACAACUUCUCCCAGCACGUCACCGAGACCUUCUCUGGGUCCAAGUGAACGGAACCACAAUCCUCAACAUUUACAACAGACCAGAGGAAGAGGUUUCGCUGAAUCUCAUCGAGUCAUGGGCCCCUCCAAACCGAUGUGUGGUCGCAGGAGACAUGAACGCCUUUUAUCCGUUAUGGCAGGCAGAUCGGAGGGCAUCGCAGGAUGGUACAAGGAUCUUCAAUUGGACACAAGAACACAACCUAAUCCUUCUAAACGACCCAGAAACGUCAACAACAAUGCCAAGGCUAAACAAAAGAUCUAGCACAAUUGACCUGGUCUUCUCUAAUAUCUCUACAGCUACUACAACCGUGGAAGAUCACCUUACCACUGGAUCGCUGCAUUACACGAUUAGUACAGAGAUUCCAGACAACGAGAGCAGCCCUAGGACUUCGGGAAAAAUCCACGUCACUCUACCGGAGGAAAUCAAGGCAUUUACAAAACACGUGGCCAGCGCAGCCCUAUCGCUACCAACGUUCAUCUGCACCAGACAAGAUAUUGAUGAUACUGCUGGACAACUCCUACAAAUCCUGCAAGACGCAGCAAGAGCUUGCGGCCGAUUGAGUAAAGGAAAGAGAGCCCGACAGAAUCCUUGGUGGAGCAAAGAGUGUAACGAAGCACAUGAGAAUCUUCGCGCUGCUCGAUACACAACAGAAACCCAGCAUGGAGAGGAAGUUCAACGCGCUAGGAUCUACUUUAAACACAUUGUCCGCCGUGCAAAGCGAAACUUCUGGCGCACUAUUGUUGCAGAUAUUACAGACCCAGCUGACGUAUUCCAGAUUACUCGCUGGAUAAAGCCAAGGCAACAGCUACAACCUCCGCCAAUCCAACACGGAAGCGAAGUCUACACAACAAACUUAGAACGCGCUAAUGUCCUACGCAAGGAGAAGCUCGAAAGACGGGACGUAUCAGAUGAUAUCCCAGAUCCAUGGACCCCUAUAGUUUCGCCAACCCAACAAAUCCCUUUCUCGGCACACAUCUCAACCAGUGAAGCCCAGGAUGCGCUACUUAAAACGGGAAAUACUACUCCUGGAAUGGACGGUAUUACAACAAAAAUGCUCCAAGCAAUCUGGCCAAGCAUUUCGCAUGUCACCACACUCCUCUAUAACGCUUGCCUCACCCUAGGAUACCACCCAACUGCCUUUAAAACAGCAGAGGUGGUAAUGAUUCCGAAACUCAAUAAGAGAGACCUUAGUGAUGUCUCCGCGUGGCGCCCUAUCUCCCUCCUUUCCUCCGUCAAGUACAAGGUCCUCCACCCUAACCAGGCUGGGGCACUGCCCAAAAGAAGCGCGACAGACAUCGUCACUGCACUUCUCUACGAUGUUGAACGUGCCUUAGGUAACGGCAAGGUCGCUACACUUGUCACAAUGGAUGUAAAAGGGGCCUUUGAUGCUAUCCUCCCCUAUAGGCUAGUCCUACGACUCCGACAACAGGGAUGGCCGGAUUUCCUGAUUUGUUGGAUCUAUCACUUUGUCUCCCACCGCAAAGCUCUCGUUAGAUUCCAGGACGCUAAAACAGAACCCGCAGAGUUACCCUGCGGCCUCCCUCAGGGCUCGCCGAUAUCACCGAUUCUCUAUCUCCUAGCCACCACCCCUAUCUACUCCCUUCCAGGAGCAACGGAGAGGUAUGGCUACGCAGACGAUACAGCAAUGCUCUUCACAGGAGACAGUCUAGAAGAGACCACUGUAAAAGCAAACGCGGCGAUUGCUGCAAUGGAAGCAUGGGGGCAACAGGAGGCUUUUUCCUUCGACCCAGACAAGACAGAGGUUAUGCACUUCUCCAGAAAAAGGAACAGAAGCUCCCCAGCAGUCUGCCACCAAGGCCAGGAGGUUAAGGCACCAAAGGCAAUGCGUUGGCUGGGGGUCUGGCUUGACCGCAGGCUCACUUUUAGCACGCACAUCGAUAAAUGGUCGCUUACGUACGCGGAACGUCAGCAGUAG
This is a messenger RNA of Pochonia chlamydosporia 170, 4368 nucleotides long. Its product is annotated as reverse transcriptase. The coding region runs from base 1 to 4368 and encodes 1455 amino acids. The transcript is spliced from 4 exons. The record is from RefSeq and is a predicted model, not a curated record. Lineage: Eukaryota; Fungi; Ascomycota; Sordariomycetes; Hypocreales; Clavicipitaceae. Gene Ontology annotation, molecular function: catalytic activity.